Molecule: messenger RNA, 1832 nt
Organism: Sipha flava (yellow sugarcane aphid)
Lineage: Eukaryota; Metazoa; Arthropoda; Insecta; Hemiptera; Aphididae
Source: RefSeq, a predicted model, not a curated record
GCGACGAUAACAGCGCGAUUACGUACCCGGCCGGUCGUACACGGAGGCUUAUCACCACCGCCGACGAUGGCUACGGAUACGCAACGCACCGUUACACAUCGCACGAAAAUGAUAACAACAACAAAAAUUACACAAACAUAAUCACAUUUAAAUUAACAUCAACAACUCUUGCACAAAGACGAUUAAAAAAACCGAGAACUUAGUCUCCUUGUCUAAAACGAAAAACAUUGCUCUGCUGUUAGUGUUGAGUCUCGAUUGUAGCUGGUCAUAGAGGUGACGGAGAUAGCAGCGUAACAAAAAGACUUCACGAAAUUUCACCAUACGGCCGCCAUUUUCACAUUAAAAAAAUUGAAUGUCGGAAUCACCUGAUGCGUAAUUAUUGUUCAAAACUGACCGCGUUAUCUAAAAUAACUAAAUAUUCAUUGCGAGUUCGUAAAUAUUUAUUGAGCAAUAUACAACGAUUUAGGAGUGAUGUCACAAAAUCUGUAAAACAUUGGAGAAAUACUAAUGAUACAAACAAAGCUCAAAAAAUAAAAGGAAUUCAAAAAGAUUUGGCUAAUGCUCCAUUCCAUCGAUUAGGACAACAUACAAAUUGCGAUUCCUAUUUUUGUAAUGGUUCUAAUCUACAGAAUACAUUAAACUUAGUUCCUAAAGCAGAAAAAAAUGGAAUCAUGAGUGAAAUCCAAAAUAUAAUGUCCAGAUUAAUUACAAACGCCGAAAGUUUACUCGAAAAUAAAAACAAUAAUAUUUGUGAACAAUUUAAUUCUAUUAUAAACAAACAUACUGGUGGCAAGAGAGUUAACUUUUCUGGAAGAAGAAGCUACAAUACAAGGGUUGAAGCUGCCGUGAUAGAUUUCAACUCAAAAAACUUUUUACGACUUAUACAUAAAAAACAUUCUAAUGGCUUUAGUCCUGGAACAUUUGGGAAAAAGUUUAUCAACAACUGUCAUAGGAUAAGAUCAAACACAAUAAAAAGACGGCAGUUAUUUCCAGAAACACGAAAAGUACCAAAAAAUAAGACAAGUGGACCGGAUGCUGAUUAUGGUAUGGCUGAACCACUAUUAGAAACACUAUCACCAGAACAAAUGGAAAUUAAAAAAAUAGACUUUCUUGCUUCGUUACAAAGAGCUAAUGUUGAACAAAUAGAAAUAGAUACCAGAGAACAAAGUGAGUGUGAUAAAUGGUUUCAAGAGCGAAGAAUACGUCUUACUGCAUCUCGGUUUGGUCAUAUCUGCAAAAUGCGAAAGACCACUAGUUGUAAAAAUUCAGUGUAUGAUAUACUUUAUGGGUCAGAUAUUCACUCCAAAGCUAUUCAGUAUGGAAAAGACAUGGAAGUUGUUGCAAGAAAAAAAGCUGAACGUUUUUUAUCUAAGACAAUAUAUGCAUGUGGUUUAUUUGUGGAUAAAGAAAUAGGAUAUUUAGCAGCUAGCCCAGAUGGGAUGAUAGAAGAUACCACAAUAGUAGAAAUUAAAUGUCCAUUUGUAGCUAGAGAUAAUAUUAGCGUAGUUGAAGCUGUACACAAAAAACUUCUUCAACAUUGUUUUAUUGAUCCGUCUACUCAAGCAGUACAACUAAAAAAAGAAAGUGUAUACUACUAUCAAAUUAUGGGACAGCUUUAUAUAACUAAAAGAACUAAAUGUUAUUUUGUUGUAUACACUGAAAAAUGGCUACAUGUACAAGAAAUAUUUUAUGAUCAUUCUUUUUGGAAAUCAAAAAUGGAGGAAAAGUUAAAAACAUACUAUAUGAAAUGUCUGUUACCAGAAAUAAUAGACCCGAUGUAUCCAAAACGGUUGCUUAAAUCCGAUAUCAGGGAACCAGAUUAUAUAUGCUAA